This is a messenger RNA of Oppia nitens, 2016 nucleotides long. RefSeq names its product PAN2-PAN3 deadenylation complex subunit Pan3-like. The coding region runs from base 228 to 1997 and encodes 589 amino acids. Gene Ontology annotation, cellular component: PAN complex; P-body. NCBI's taxonomy places the organism in Eukaryota, Metazoa, Arthropoda, Arachnida, Sarcoptiformes, Oppiidae. Gene Ontology annotation, biological process: nuclear-transcribed mRNA poly(A) tail shortening; mRNA processing; protein phosphorylation. Gene Ontology annotation, molecular function: metal ion binding; ATP binding; poly(A) binding. The transcript has a single exon. The record is from RefSeq and is a predicted model, not a curated record.
AUUUCAGUGUAUUUUCAGUCAAAUAUAUGAAAACUGUUUUUCUCUCUCUUUCUAUGUAUUGUUAUAUUGAAUACAAUGAGUGAGUUGUUUGUGAUGUCAAACAAAUGAAAGACUUGUUGUUUUUCGUUGUCUGAAACCAUAUGUCUUAGAGAUAUAUAAAGUGUUAAUAUAUAAAGUGUUUCAUCGAUGACAAUGAUGUGACUUUUGUAACCAUUUUGAGCGUUUGAAUGGACACAACGGUAGCCAUGAGUUCAAUGAAUGGCAACAAAAAGCAGUCCAUUUGUCGAUACUUUGCCACAGAUGGCAAUUGCUUUUAUGGCAGCGACUGUCAGUUCUGGCACAACAAUAAUCACCAACAGGUCCACCAACAGAACCAAUCGACUCAUUCGAGACAACAGCACAACACGUAUCGUGACCUCAAUGGUGGCAACAGCUAUGUCAGCACCGGUUACAGCAACGACUCUUCUUCACUGCCCAACCGUAUGUCUGGACUGUCAAUUGAUCCGCAAAAGAGUCUGAUGGGUACCAAACCUAGUUCUUCAGCCAAUACUCACGCAAUAGCAUCACAUUUAUUGAAUACCUCUAACGCACCCAUCGGUGGCCAACAAUUACCUAAUUAUUUCAUGACUGACGCCAUUAGACAGGAAUUGUUACGGAAACUGAUUGUCUCUCAAGACAUGGCUUCCAAUGAGAUGUACUUAGAGUUGCCUCAAGUGGUGGACGUUUAUACCGAUUUAGUGCCACUCGAGGCCAACAUAUCGAGUCCUUCGACAACAUUUAAUAACAUGAUUUGCAGUGUUUUCAGAGCGACGAACAGCAAAACGGGACAAUUGUUUUGCUUAAGACGUCUUCACUCAUUUCAGCCCAACUCAGCCAAUGCUAAGCAAAUGAUUGCUGCGAUCGACUCGUGGAAGAAGUUGUUGCACUCAAAUGUUGUCCAAUUGAGACAAGUGUUUACAACUAAAGCAUUUGGCGAUAACUCACUCAUCUUUGUCUACGACUAUCACUCGAUGGCCAACACAAUGAUGAGUCAUUAUUUUCACUCUUCCAGUACAUCCAGUUCUUCGAGUUCAAUGAACGGCUACUCUGGUUCUUCGCGACCGUACAGUCAACAGCAGAGUCAACGCAAACUAUUGCCGGAACCGUUGAUCUGGAACUUCAUUAUACAGAUAUCAUCAGCACUGCGAGCCAUUCAUUUAGCAGGUCUUUCAUGUCGAGCAUUAGAUCCAACCAAAAUCAUCAUCACUUCUGGCACUAGUAGUACAGGUUCUGCUAAUUCUCAGGAAUACCCGCGCCUUCGUCUCAAUGGUUGCGCAGUGUUUGACGUAUUGGGUAACGAUUCCUAUCUCAAUACAACUAACCCUAAGUUAAUUACACAGCACUUCCAACAGGAAGAUCUCUUGUCUUUCGGUAAACUAUGUCUCUGUUUGUCUACAAAUAGUAUAGCAUCGGCGGCCAAUCGCGACACGUGGCCGUCAAUGUUAGAGUUGAUCUCCCGGUCCUAUUCAGCUGACUUACGUUCUUUGGUUUAUUACUUAUUGUCAUAUAAUUCAAACUCUGGGACAACGCAUACCAUUAAUGACAUAAUGCCGAUGAUUGGCGCGAGAUUUUACACACAAUUAGAUACAUUGUAUCACAAAGAAGAUUCACUAAUGGAUGACCUGUCAAAAGAGUUAGACAAUGGAAGAGUUGUAAGACUAUUGAUAAAACUCGGGACAAUCAAUGAGAGACCAGAGCUUCAGAUGGACCCCAAUUGGUCGGAAACUGGUGACCGAUAUUUGCUUAAAUUGUUUAGAGAUUACUUAUUCCAUCAGUUCAGUGAAGAUGGCCGUCCGUGGCUUGACUUAGGACACAUGAUAUCAAAUCUGAAUAAACUGGACGUCGGCUCACCCGAGAAGAUAUGUCUCAUCUCUAGAGAUGAACAAAACAUUCUUAUCGUUUCAUUUGCUGAACUCAAGCGCUGUUUCGAGUCAUCACUCAAUGAACUAAUGCUUUAAUUGAUUGAUUGAUUGGACA